AUCCAUUUUCUCGCUAAUUCGGAAUUCGGGCAUGAGCCCACAUGGCAGGGGGAUAUUGCCAUGGAGAGCCGCGGUGUCGGCUGGGUUCACGCCCGGCAUGCGUUUGGUGCUGCUCAAUCAAUGCUGGACGACGAUCGACAGAGCACGCAGAUCCGCUUAGAGCAGCUCGCGAACUUUGAUCAUUCGCUGCUCACCUGGGAUGACUCAGGGCAGAUGGCGCCAAUGGCAUGUAUCGAGAAAGGUUUUGUGGCGAGCCCCACACAAAUGCUCAGCCUUUGCAGCGCGCCGGAGGACCCAGGAGAGCUGCUUCAAACUGCUGCUGUCCAGGUCGCGGAGGCGCUGGCGCGGCAGCAGUUCGCCUGGCCGAGGCUCCGCAGCUUCCAGCGCCGGGCAGUGGAGGCCUGGGCGGCCGGGCGCAGCUGCGUGGUGGUGUCGGGCACCGGCAGCGGCAAGAGCGCCUGCUUCACAUUGCCUGUGCUCGUAGACCGCCACUGGCAGAGCAUGGGAGGAGGCGUCGCCCCAGUGGCGCUGGUGAUUUCACCCUUGGUCUCGUUGAUGCAUGACCAGGCGGAGAGGCUCCGUCGCUGUGGCGUGGGGGCGGUGGUCUGCUCGCCGCAGGGGGGCGAGAGCUGCUGGGCCAGCGCGCUGCAGCAGCUGCGCCGCGGCGCGGCGGUGAUCUUCAUGUCCCCGGAGCGGGCGGUGAGCCAGGCGAAGGCGAAGACGCUGCAGAUGCUGGAGCGCGUCUCUUUGUUGGCGGUCGACGAGGCUCACUGUGUCUCUGAAUGGGGCCAUGACUUCAGGGAAGAGUACAACCAGCUGAGCCUCGUCAUCGACGCCCUGGCUGGCACCGGUCGUGGUGGUCAAGCCCCGCCAGUCAUGGCGCUGACCGCCACCUGCAAGUCGGAGGUUCGUGAGGACGUGGUGAGGUCCUUGGGCUUGCAGGGCGCCGAGCAGGUCCUGGGCUCGAUGAAUCGGCCGAACCUGCACUAUGCCGUGGAGGAGCUUCAAAACGAGGCAGCCAUGAUGCGGCGUAUCCGGGAGCUUUUCGAUGCAGAGGACUUGAGCGAGGAGGCGGUCACUCGGCGGCGGAAUCGGUGCACGGAUUCUUCGGUGAGUCCGUAUUCGCCCACCAUCGUCUACUGCGUCAGGAAAAGCGACGCCGACGAGGUGGCAGCGCAACUGCAGCGAGGGGGUGUCCGAGCCCUGGCCUUUCAUAGUGGCAAGACGCCAGCGGAGCGCUGGGCGGCUCAGGAUGACUUCAGCCAGAACAAGAUUCAGGUGGUGGCAGCCACGAUCGCUUUUGGCAUGGGCAUCGACAAGCCUGAUGUGCGCCGUGUGGUGCACUUCGGAGUGCCCAGCAGCCUUGAAGGCUACAUGCAGGAGUCUGGCAGGGCUGGGCGCGAUGGCCAGCCAGGAAGCUGCAUUUUGCUCUUCACGAAGGCUCAUCGGCAAAAUCGAGAGCAGGUGCUCCUGCACCAGGACGUUUCGCCAUCACUCUUCAGGAGCCUGGCGCGGGUCCAGUCCUCCGCCUUCUAUUGCAAAAGCCGGCGAUGCCGCCGUGCGCAGCUGCUGGAGUACUUGGGGGAGGAGCCUGUCUCCCGCGUGGCCUUCGAACAGCUCUGCUGCAGCCAGCAGCUGCCCCCGAGCGGCACGCCUGGCUUUUGCAGCGCUGCAGCCAAUGGGCCGCUGUGUGGGCGCUGUGACAACUGCGACCUUGCCGCCAUCAACGCGCAGGUGCACAAGGAAGAUGUUCGUGAGGAGCUUGCGCACAUGCUGCAGGAGCUGAAGAAGGCUGGCCGGCCUGGGCGCCGCGCCUUCUUGGAAUCAGCCAGGAAGUCCUUUCCGCGGAGCCGAUCCAGCGAUGACUGGCAAAAGAUCCUGGACUUUGCCGUUCACCAUGACUUGGUACAUCUCACCAUUGUGCAGGGGGAACGAGACAGGAGAGCCUUCAUCUCGCCACAGAUGUCAACGAAAGGCAAACUAUGGGCUCCUCGUCCGUUCCUGGUAGAGCUGGAUCUCCCGCAUCGUCGAGGUGGGAUCAUUGUGCCGGAGCCGCCAGAGGUGUUGGAUUCGGUGGCAGAUCCCACAGCCGCAGAUGCACCUGAGAACCGCUCUGACGAUGACAUGCCGCUGGUGCAAGUGCAGGCCAGGCAACGCAUGUCCAAGCGCCAAUCCGAGGCUGAGGAGGUGCGGUCCCAGCCGACCCCGCAGCGCCGGAGGUUUGCUUUCUUGCCGAACAGGGCUGCUGGCUCGGACGAGGCAGGCAGAGACGCGGCCCAAGUGCAGCUGGUCAACGAGGUUUCGGCUCUCAAGAGCCUGGCCGAGGAGACACAGCUGCCAGCGGAAGGCCUUGAGGCGGUACUUGUACAGCUUCGUGCUGCCCGGGCCCUUUUGGAGGCCAAUCGGCCAGCUUCCCCGCGUGCCGCGAACCGGCCAGCUUCCCCACGUAUCGCUUCGCCAGCAUCGGACGUAAUUAGCGUGCACACUCCAAGCCCAUACGUGGAGAGGCAACUUGUCGAUGUCAGGUCAGCCGGCCCGAAGGCGCUGGCGCUGGCGCAGCGGCCUGAAGCCAAGGCCGUGCGGGGCCGAGCUGCCGCAGCCCGGAAGUUCUCCCGGCAGGACCGCGAGGAAUGCUCGGAGCUCCUGCAGAGGCUCAUGGAAGCUGCCGACUUCAACUCCAACCAGUCAGGAGGCACGGACAAGUUCAAGAAGCUUCUCGCGGAGGCGAAAAACCUGGCGCCGGCCGCAAAGCGGCCGCAGCUGGAAGAGGUGCUGCAGAAGCACUUCCUCGCCAAAACCCCUGGCCGGCACCGAGAGCGGCUGCGCCAGAUCAUCGCCGAGUGGAAGGCGUCGAGCCGGUGGUGCCCCCCCAAAAAGGGGGCGAUCGAGGCGGAGGGGCUUUGAAUGCUAAGGCUUGCGGAAUUCAGUGCGCCUCGGUGAAAGACCAGAAGCCGUGCUGACAGCCAAGCAGCCAGAUCCUUUUGCUGGAGCAAAACGCUCGCAGACGAAGCGCGUUUCGCAUGCGGUGUGCAGCGAGCUUCAAAAUAAGAGGCUCCUCGAUCCCAUAGUCCGGGAGGUGUUGUUCAUCGCCUCGCGCGCUAGCUUUGAUUGGACACCUUCACAGGGGUGUGGC
Messenger RNA from Effrenium voratum, 3133 nucleotides. NCBI's taxonomy places the organism in Eukaryota, Dinophyceae, Suessiales, Symbiodiniaceae. The record is from the annotation of a GenBank genome assembly.